Molecule: messenger RNA, 11889 nt
Organism: Cercocebus atys (sooty mangabey)
Lineage: Eukaryota; Metazoa; Chordata; Mammalia; Primates; Cercopithecidae
Gene: NFATC2
Product: nuclear factor of activated T-cells, cytoplasmic, calcineurin-dependent 2
Exons: 11
Coding region: 4640-7345 (901 amino acids)
Biological process (GO): regulation of transcription by RNA polymerase II; calcineurin-NFAT signaling cascade; cytokine production
Cellular component (GO): transcription regulator complex
Molecular function (GO): RNA polymerase II cis-regulatory region sequence-specific DNA binding; transcription factor binding; DNA-binding transcription factor activity, RNA polymerase II-specific
Source: RefSeq, a predicted model, not a curated record
AUUACAGGUGUGAGUCAUCACAUCCUGCAAUUAUUUAAAAUUUUAAUGGCCACGAGUGAAUUUGAGAGAUUUUUCUGAGGGAAGAUGUUCAGAACUGGCAGAUCUAUCUGUAAGAUGUGGCAAUGAAAGGGGAGGACGUUCAGGAAUGGCAACCACCAGGUUCCCGGCUGAGGCAGCUGGGAAGGUGGAGACCCCUGGUCAGAGCUCACCAGGCUGCACUGAGCACCCUCCGUGAAUACCUCCAGCAUUUCCAGCCCAUGUUCCUGUUGCUGCUGUUGAUCACUCCUGCUCGUUCGGCCUUGUGGUGCCCUUGUCAACCAAGUAGAAGGCAAGGACUAUGACUUCUAAUUGUGUCCUCACCCCAUCCCCACCACUUAGCCUGAGCCAUGCCCAUGGAAUAAGCCUGGCAAAGAGAUAUUUGAUAGGGAGCUUCUCAGAGCAAUUGAGAAAACACCCGAGAGCCAGGUGGCUGGGGUUCCAAUCCCACCUCUGCCACUUACUGGCUGUGCAACCUUAGGAAAGCUGCACAACCUCUCUGUGCUGCAGUUUUCUCCUCUGGAAAAUGAUCAUCAUAAAGUUGUCGGCAGGAUUAAACAAGUUAAUGCCUACCACAUAGCAAUUGCUCUAUAAAUGUUCAUUGUUAUUCUAGGUAGGUCAAUAAACCUUUCAGACACCUGCGUUGGUCCUACCUUCGAUGUUUGAGAGAUGUAGAAAUCUAGAACAAUUCUCAACUGCCAUCUACAUUUCAGCCAGGAAGGGGUUGACAGUCAAGGGGACCGAUUGGCACAGAGAUGACACUUGAGCGAUGCAGAGAAGGGCCCUCACCUAAGCUGCCCUAGUCCUUUCAAAUAACCCUGGUGUUGAAUCAGUUGUUUGGGACAGCAUCACUUAAGUGGUGUCUCAGCAGAAAUACCUGUGUUUCUGAUUUAUGAGGCUGUCGGAGGGAAGAGAAUCUAAUAAAAGGUUUCCCCGGUGAUUCAAGGUCUCCCCCAACCCAGAUGUCUCUGCAGCCUCCCUGGACCAUUCCCCCUACGGCCACCUGGACGCCUUCUAUUUGCUUUGAUUCGGUUUCUCUUUUGCUUUUUCCUUACUUGCUGGUGCAUUCCCACCCCAGCUGAGAGCCUCUAUUUUGGGGAGUUUUCGUGGAUAAUUUAGUGGGCGGAAGCUCCCCACCCACCCCCCUUGGAGGAUCCCUUAAAAAAGGGAGAGUGCUCGAGAGAAGUGAAAAACAGUGGGUGGUUCAGUUCAAAAGGACAAAAUAUUUCUUGCCCUGGCACUGGGAGAGGAAAGAAAUUGUCUGAGGAACCAAAGAACGGCUAAACUAAGAAGCCGAAAAGCUGCAGCCCAGAAGGGCAAAUUAGGUGACUCAGCUGCAACUGCCCCGGCUCCAGCCCUUGUAGUAUAAAUGUGCUUUAAAAGGGAAAAACGCUUAACCGUGACAAAGAGUGGGCUCCAUAAAAAUGUGGCUAAUGCUGACUCUGUUGAGUUCCAAAAGACAUCCCCCGCUCAGCAGCUCUGCGCACCUGUGGAGUUGGGGAAUCGCCUCAGAGGCCUGAGUUGGGUGGGACUGAGUCUAAAUUUAUCCCUGAUAAUGAGUCUGCCAGAGGAGGGCCCAGCAAGCUUGUUUCCUUUCUCGCUUCUGGCCUCUAAAACCUCGGCACCAAGGGAGGGUUCUGGGAGGCAGGGGAUACGGUGCCAAGAACACAGGCUUUGUUGCCAAACAGAGCUGGGUUCAACUCUGGGCCGUCCAUUUACUGGCUGUGUGCACAUCAACUCGUAGAGCCUCAGUUUGCUCGUCUGUAAAUGGGGCUUACAGCAUCCAGCUCAACGGAAGGGUGAAAGGAAACAGACCUUGCCGAGCUUGUCUGGUGCUCUGGACAUGGCAGUUGUAGGGAGGCCUGGAGAGGAAGGGUAUGAAUGCCGAGUCCAAUAAUCCUAUUCCUGGCUUAAUCACUACUCAUUCCUUGACUAUGGGAAGGUUUUCUUUUUAAAAAAAUACUUUUAGGAUUUGUUAUAUACUUUAGUGUUCUUAGCACUUCAGUGAAAGAAAGUCAUUGAAUCCUUACGGCAAGUGUUUAGGAGGGUACUCCUAGUGCCCCAUUUUACAGACUGGGGUAAGUGAUGCCACAUGGCAAAGCCAAGCAUCUGACUAUAGAGCUUGAGUUUUAAAUGGCCUCUCAGGUUGUCUAACCCACUACUGCCCAAGAGGACAUUCUACGAUGAUGGAAAUGUUCUGUUCUGUGCUGUCCAAUUUGGUAGCCACCAGCCACAUGUGGGCUUUUGAGCAUUUGACAUAUGGCUUGUGCAACUGAAGAACUGACACCUACAUUUUAUUUGUUAAUUAUUUAACAUUUUAAUAGCCACGUGUGGCUAGUGGCUGCCAUAUUGGAUGGCACAGGGCUAACCCCUUUCAUCUUUAGUCUGUUACUUUGCAGUGGGAUUGUAAGUGGGAAUUUAUAGAUGACUCUAGCUCAGGGCCCGGCAUCUAGUAGGUACUGAGUGAGGGGUUGCUGUUCGUAGUGUUACUAAGUGUAGUAACUGUCUGCAGAAGAUAAUGGUUAGCAGGCUUCCUUGGUGUCUGGAUAGUGGCAAAAGGAAGUUGAGUUUCAUUCAUGCCUGCGAUGACCAACCUGUCCCAAGUUGCUUGGAACCUUCUCAGCUUUAAAACUGGAAGUCUUACAUUCUAGGAGCCCCCUCAAUCCCAGGCACACCAGGACGCUUGGUCUCCCUGUUCUUGCUUCAGAUGGUUGGAGAAAGAGGCCUCAGGGAAUGAGUCUUCCUCAAUAGGCUCCACUGAAAAGAAUCCUCUCUACGCCCUUAAAGGCUGCGCCCCAGAAUUUGCCAAGUAAAUCAACAGGCAAGCCACCUGCCUUCUAUGUGCCUCAGUUUCCCUUUCGGAAAGUGGGGGAGAGGAUCCCCUCCUUGCAGGGUGGUUGCAAGAAAUUUGGUGGCGCCAUGACUUUUGAGUUACUCGAGAGUCAAUGAGACUUCCUUACCUUGAAUUCCUUGGCACACAGUAGGUGGACAGAUAAUGGCUGCUCUCUGGGGGAACAGCAUUACUUAGACUGUCCUGCGGGAGGCCACCCUGGUUGAGGCAGGCUUGAAGAGAGUCCCCUGGGCGGGGCUGGGGGUGGGGCUUUCUCAGGCCCAGUUCCAGCUGGUCUCUAUGGGCCAGCAUCUGUCUCCAGCAGGAGUAGUUAUGUCUGCGAGCUGCCCAGUGAGGCUAUUGUGGGCCAGUGCUGGAAAACAGAGUGGUCCCACGGAUAGAGCCAGCUGCUUCUCAAUGCCUCUUUAAGUUCAAGUCUCUCUGUGAGAGCAUGCAGGGGGGGUGUGUGUAUGUGAUGAGUCACCAGCCUUGGUUGCUAUCCACAAUUUUAUCAGAGCUCACAACAGUAUCUGAAGUCCAUUUUCAAAGCCAGCUUUAUCUUUGGGCUCAGAAUUUCCCACCCUGCAGGCAGGUGAAGACGCAGACCUAGUCCAAGUCCAGAAAAGGCAUCUUGACCGCUGCGCCUCUCCCUCUCCCCCUCCCCACGGACCUUCUGGGGGUCUCGUGGCCUAUUACUGUGAACCAUGCGUGGCAUCGCACGGACUUUCUUCUGGACACUGUGCAAAGUUCAUGAUAUCCUUUCUCUUUAUUUUCCUGUUUAUUCAGAGCAUGUGUAAACACAUGGGUUGCUUGGUUUCAGCUUCUCUUUGGCCAUUUCAUUAUUUCUGGAGCCUCUGAGCAUCACUGGAAACCUUGGAUUUUCUAAAUGAAUCUAAAAAUAAACUCUUUGAAAAAAAAUUCUCGAAGUUGGAGAGUUGACACGAGGCACCGUUAUUUAUUUCUUUUCCUUCCUCCUCCUUCUCCUCUUCCUCCUCCCCACCAUCCCUGAACACACAAAAAUCUGGGCAGCCAGAGGCCGUGAGGGACUGGGAAGGGCCCCUGGGCGAACGUCCAGGAGCUUGGACAACCUGGGGUGUUGGUUUGAACCCUGGGCAGCUUUCUCCAAGAGGCGCCCGCUUGGCAAAUGGGGGGCUUGGGAGUCUCGGGCUUGAUUUAUGAAAAGCUGCCAUGGGCCAGGGAAGGCGGUGGCUGGGGCACUCCUUGCAAACAGCCUCCUGGAGCUCCUGCAGGGCUGACUUGGACACUCGCACACCCCCACCCCCUUCUUCUCGCCGUCGCCCGCUUCGCUCCCUCUCCCAGACUUUUCUCCCGAACAAUCAGGGACUUGUGCUGGCGGCCGAAGGAGCCACGGAGCUGGCUGGCCGCGGAGGAGGCGACGUCAUGGAUUCCUGAGUGUGAAGUUUGCAGGAAAGCCCUUAGUUUUGGAGAUGGACGGGAUCCAGUGGUUUCCAUGGCGCUGGAUAAACAGGAGGAAACAGUGAGGGAAUCCCGUUAUUUUACUGCAUUGAAAGCCUAUAAACACGGAGCGCGGGGAAGGAAGUCGCGUUGCCUCUGGAGUAAGCCGGAUCGCGGAGCCGCGCCGACUCCGCUGAGCCGGGAGCCGGGAGGCGCGCAGCUCCGGGGUCGCUCCGAGGCUCCUCGACAAGGGCUGCCCCGCGGGCAAGCGGUAGAGAAGACGGCGCCCCCUCGGCUGCUGGUCGAUACAAACAGACCCCCCUUUCCAAACACGCGCCAAGUCCCCGUCCCCUCCAGAUGCAGAGAGAGGCUGCGUUCAGACUGGGGCACUGCCAUCCCCUCCGCAUCAUGGGGUCUGUGGACCAAGAAGAGCCGAAUGCACAUAAGGUCGCCAGCCCACCCUCCGGACCCGCAUACCCCGAUGAUGUCCUGGACUAUGGCCUCAAGCCAUACAGCCCCCUUGCUAGUCUCUCUGGCGAGCCCCCCGGCCGAUUCGGAGAGCCGGAUAGGGUAGGGCCGCAGAACUUUCUGAGCGCGGCCAAGCCAGCAGGGGCCUCGGGCCUGAGCCCUCGGAUCGAGAUCACUCCGUCCCACGAACUGAUCCAGGCAGUGGGCCCCCUCCGCAUGAGAGACGCGGGCCUCCUGGUGGAGCAGCCGCCCCUGGCCGGGGUGGCCGCCAGCCCGAGGUUCACCCUGCCCGUGCCCGGCUUCGAGGGCUACCGCGAGCCGCUUUGCUUGAGCCCCGCUAGCAGCGGCUCCUCUGCCAGCUUCAUUUCUGACACCUUCUCCCCCUACACCUCGCCCUGCGUCUCGCCCAAUAACGGCGGGCCCGACGACCUGUGUCCGCAGUUUCAAAACAUCCCUGCUCAUUAUUCCCCCAGAACCUCGCCAAUAAUGUCACCUCGAACCAGCCUCGCCGAGGACAGCUGCCUGGGCCGCCACUCGCCCGUGCCCCGUCCGGCCUCCCGCUCCUCGUCGCCUGGUGCCAAGCGGAGGCAUUCGUGCGCCGAGGCCUUGGUUGCCCUGCCGCCCGGAGCCUCACCCCAGCGCUCCCGGAGCCCCUCGCCGCAGCCCUCAUCUCACGUGGCACCCCAGGACCACGGCGCUCCCGCUGGGUACCCCCCUGUGGCUGGCUCUGCUGUGAUCAUGGAUGCCCUGAACAGCCUCGCCACGGACUCGCCUUGUGGGAUCCCCCCCAAGAUGUGGAAGACCAGCCCUGACCCCUCGCCGGGGUCUGCGGCCCCAUCCAAGGCCGGCCUGCCUCGCCACAUCUACCCGGCCGUGGAGUUCCUGGGGCCUUGCGAGCAGGGGGAGAGGAGAAACUCGGCUCCCGAAUCCAUCCUGCUGGUUCCGCCCACUUGGCCCAAGCCGCUGGUGCCUGCCAUUCCCAUCUGCAGCAUCCCAGUGACGGCAUCCCUCCCUCCACUUGAGUGGCCGCUGUCCAGUCAGUCAGGAUCUUAUGAGCUGCGGAUCGAGGUGCAGCCCAAGCCACAUCACCGGGCCCACUAUGAGACAGAAGGCAGCCGAGGAGCCGUCAAAGCUCCAACUGGAGGCCACCCUGUGGUUCAGCUCCAUGGCUACAUGGAAAACAAGCCUCUGGGACUUCAGAUCUUCAUUGGGACAGCCGAUGAGCGGAUCCUUAAGCCGCAUGCCUUCUACCAGGUGCACCGAAUCACGGGGAAAACUGUCACCACCACCAGCUAUGAGAAGAUUGUGGGCAACACCAAAGUCCUGGAGAUCCCCCUGGAGCCCAAAAACAACAUGAGGGCAACCAUCGACUGUGCGGGGAUCUUGAAGCUCAGAAACGCCGACAUUGAGCUGCGGAAAGGCGAGACGGACAUUGGAAGAAAGAAUACGCGGGUGAGGCUGGUUUUCCGAGUUCACAUCCCAGAGUCCAGUGGCAGAAUCGUCUCUUUGCAGACUGCAUCUAAUCCCAUCGAGUGCUCCCAGCGAUCUGCUCACGAGCUGCCCAUGGUUGAAAGACAAGACACGGACAGCUGCCUGGUCUACGGCGGCCAGCAAAUGAUCCUCACGGGCCAGAACUUUACGGCUGAGUCCAAAGUCGUGUUUACUGAGAAGACCACAGAUGGGCAGCAAAUCUGGGAGAUGGAAGCCACGGUGGAUAAGGACAAGAGCCAGCCCAACAUGCUUUUUGUUGAGAUCCCUGAAUAUCGGAACAAGCACAUCCGCACACCUGUAAAAGUGAACUUCUACGUCAUCAAUGGGAAGAGAAAACGAAGUCAGCCUCAGCACUUUACCUACCACCCAGUCCCAGCCAUCAAGACGGAGCCCACGGAUGAAUAUGACCCCACUCUGAUCUGCAGCCCCACCCAUGGAGGCCUGGGGAACCAGCCUUACUACCCCCAGCACCCGAUGGUGGCCGAGUCCCCCUCCUGCCUCGUGGCCACCAUGGCUCCCUGCCAGCAGUUCCGCACGGGGCUCUCAUCCCCUGACGCCCGCUACCAGCAACAGAACCCAGCGGCCGUACUCUACCAGCGGAGCAAGAGCCUGAGCCCCAGCCUGCUGGGCUACCAGCAGCCGGCCCUCAUGGCCGCCCCACUGUCCCUUGCGGACGCUCACCGCUCUGUGCUGGUGCACGCCGGCUCCCAGGGCCAGAGCUCCGCCCUGCUCCACCCCUCUCCGACCAAUCAGCAGGCCUCGCCUGUGAUCCACUACUCACCCACCAAUCAGCAGCUGCGCUGCGGAAGCCACCAGGAGUUCCAGCACAUCAUGUACUGCGAGAAUUUCGCACCAGGCACCACCAGGCCUGGCCCGCCCCCGGUCAGUCAAGGUCAGAGGCUGAGCCCGGGUUCCUACCCCACAGUCAUUCAGCAGCAGAAUGCCACGAGCCAAAGAGCCGCCAAAAACGGACCCCCGGUCAGUGACCAAAAGGAAGUAUUACCUGCGGGGGUGACCAUUAAACAGGAGCAGAACUUGGACCAGACCUACUUGGAUGAUGAGCUGAUAGACACACACCUUAGCUGGAUACAAAACAUAUUAUGAAACAGAAUGACUGUGAUCUUUGAUCCGAGAAAUCAAAGUUAAAGUUAAUGAAAUUAUCAGGAAGGAGUUUUCAGGACCUCCUGCCAGAAAUCAGACGUAAAAGAAGCCAUUAUAGCAAGACACCUUCUGUAUCUGACCCCUCGGAGCCCUCCACAGCCCCUCACCUUCUGUCUCCUUUCACGUUCAUCUCCCAGCCUGGAGUCCACACGCGGAUCAAUGUAUGGGCACUAAGCGGACUCUCGCUUAAGGAGCUCGCCACCUCCCUCUAAACACCAGAGAGAACUCUUCUUUUUGGUUUAUGUUUUCAAUCCCAGAGAGCAUCCUGGUUGAUCUUAAUGGUGUUCCGUCCAAAUAUUAAGCGCCUGCUGACCAAAAGCACAUUCUGCACAAGACAGGACACUGGAACGCGCCUGAGAACAGAGUGACUGGAGCUUGGGGGGAUGGGCGGGGGACAGAAGAUGUGGGCGCUGUGAUUAAACCCCAGCCCUUGCGUUCAUUUUUCCAGGUCACAGAUACAGCUCCUGUACCUUUUGAAGGAAAGGAGUUCUCAGAGCAACCAAAGGAACGUGAUCCAAGAGCCCAGCUUACAGGCUGAAGAAACCCAGAACCCUCUUGAUAGAGGUAGAAACUGAACUGUCAGUCCUUAGAGCUCGCCCAGUCCAUGCCACAACUGGGCCACGGCUAAAGCUUUAUUUUUGAAUUCUUAUUCCAAAACCAAACUGUCUUGCCCGGACAAGAUCACCUGUUAAGACUUCUUGGCGUUAAGUUAUGACAUGUAUAUGCGUUUGUUAUUAUUAUUAUUUUUUUUCUGCUUUAAAAAGCUGGCCAGGGCACCUAGCACUGGAGCUAUUUUGGCGAGCUGUUCUUUAACCCCUGCAGCACGCAGUCCUGCUAACACAAUUUCCAUAGACUUGGGGGGCUGACCCAGGCUGCAGAGAGCAAGCACCUAUCUGCUGCAGCUGUACAACCUGGAUGCUUUGCAAGGUUCCGGCUUGCUUGCUUCCUAGCAGCCAGAGUGCAUUUCGGUAAAGCAGUGGAGAAUCUCAAGCAUGUGCAUUUAAUUGAGGAAUAGCAGAAGGGCUAAAGGAACCAAGAAAAGAAGUGCGGGUAUUUUUGUUAAGUAAAACAGCCCAAGUGCUUCUGGAAGUGGGUGUCUACUUAGGAUAGAGGCUGAAUUCCCUCUAUCCUAAAUUCAAAGUGGGACAGUCGAGCUCAGGAUGCACUUCCCAGCUUCACUGGUUAAUUUGACCUGAACGUAUUUAAAGACCCUUUCUGCCCCUGAAGACCUAUUCGCACUAGAAUUCUAACACGAAGAAGUCUACUCCAAUGCCUCCUUUAGUUUGAAUGAGCUCUGUUCAGACCAGUUGUAUGUUACAUAUGAUUUCCUUCCUCCCAACUGUUUCCACUGAGCGCACCCAUAGUCUCCCCUAGUCUUCCUCUGUGGGUGCGAUUUUUGUGAUUUUUACAAACAAAACCCUUGUAGUUCUUGGCAGGUGUGUUUCUGUUGGCAUUUGCUGCAGAUACCCCAGGACGGGCAGGGGGAUUCAUUUUUAAGCCAUUCAGUUGUUUCCUCAAUAAUCCACAACACAGUGAAAAUAUUCUUAGCACUCAGACUGGACUUACAGUGUUUUCUCAGUCCAGUCUGUAGGCAGAAGGCCUCAGAAGAUAGUCGUGGCCACUCAGUGCCCACUGUGGGCUUUGUAAGUCCUGGCUCUGCCGUCAAGGUUACCCAGAGGCAAAAGCUUCCUGGGAGCGGGGCCAGGAGUGGUUGGCACUCCAGAUAGAAGACAAAAUGCUCAGAUUCGGGCCUGUGCACUUGUAUGCAACCUGUUGGUCAAUGCCUAGCAUUUAUUUUUCCCUAACAAUGGACAACCUUUCCCUCCCCCACCCCUAAGCUCAGAGUUUAGGAAAAUUCUCUUUUAAAUAAACAGAAUGCCAGUAAGAGGUUGACCCCCACCGUAGAACUUCUGGGAUGCUAAAUACUUCCUCACGAACAAAAUAAGUUCCUUAUACUAGCAGCUUCACCUAGAGAAUUCUGUCUCCGGCAAUAUGAAUUUUUCUCUCCAGCAAUAUCAACUUCACUGGGGAAAAGCUAGGAGUGUGUGGUGAGUGAUUUGUUCUCCCUUGACCUGGCUAGGAGCCAUUUUUUAUACAUGAGGGAAUUUGAGCUUUCCUCAGUUAUCUGAAUGUUUUACCCAAGUGCCUUCCUGCUAUUGUAGCAAAGUAGCUCAGCUUCCUUGUCCACAGGGUGAAAAAGGACUAAUGCAUUUUCCAUCAGUUUUCUAACUAUGUUAGCAAAAAGGACCUCCUGGUAGCUCAACCUCCUGUAUGCAUGUGUGUGUGUAAUACACACACAAAUAAACCCCUCUGUUUUUCUAAGACAUCUUAGCUGGAUAUUAUAGGAAGCACUUUCAUAAACAACUGUACCAAAUAGCAAAGGAAAGAGAAACAAAAGCAUUAGAUUUGAGACAUAAACAGGCAAGAGAAAGUGUAUUAGGAACUGACAGCUAUCAAGGAAGUUUUGUCAGUUACAAAUGCUAGGAGGAAAUUUUGCCAAGAAGGAUGGCUCAUGAAAUAUUUCCAGUAUGGGAAGAGGCAAUAAGAUCCUCUAAGAGAAUGAGAAAGUAGGGAUGUAUAAUUGGUAAAGAUGGGCGUGUUGCAGGUGUGUUAGAAGGAUCUCAGUUAAGUGAAGGUUUGCACUUGCUACAUCUAAGUUAAUGUAAAUAUGUAGCACUCUGACAGGUCUACCAUGUUGCUGAAUGUAGUAUAUUUCCAAAGUUUGCAAGUCUUCCUGUAUUGUAAAAAAAUGCUGCUGCUUGAUAAUAUGUAUAGCAAUCCAGAUUAAUUAGUAUGUUAUUAAAUUUUAUUUUCUUACCUGUAUUUUUAUGCUUUUUAUCUGUCCUCAAAAUAUUACACCCCUGUUGGAAUUAGAUUUAUAUUUAUAAAUGGUCAGAAAUCUUUUUAAAUGUCUCUUUUUACACAUAGGUUGAUUUUUUUUCUUAAGAUAAAUGAUGUAUUCUUGAAACAUUUGUUAAUUAUUCCAGGAAACAAAAAAUCCAUAUAAUAAAACUCCCACUCAGAGCCUCUUGGUCACCUACCUAGAAGACAGCAUCUCAGGAGAAAGAAUGGCUUCAUGGAAGAAGGAACCACCUUUUUCUUGCUCAAGAAUUAUGCUGACUUCAGCCCUGAGCCUGGAUCUGGUCACUGAGAAUCAUCAAGUGUCUAGAUCCCCCCAAAUAAGUAAUCUAGUAGGUGGUUUUGAUUUUAAAAAAUUGACACCAAAACCCUGCCUGCAUUGUAAUGGAAUUUGAAAAGAAUUCAUGUUCACAGAACCCUACGUUCAGGCUAAUAUUUACAGAGGGGACCAAAACUAAAUCCUGGUAGAUAACUCCUGUAUGCUUUAUCCAAAGGACAUCCACAGUUUUCCAGCAUAGACAUAACCAAGGAUGAAUUGAUUCCUUCAAAGAACUGGGAGGCACUGAUAUUGCAUUUUUUGUUUACAUCCAGUAGCCAGGACGCCUCAGUGAGCCAGUCUUGGGCAGAGGCUGUCACAUUUAGGCAGAUCAGGAGUUGAUAUGUUCUAAUUCUCACUCUGGACUACGGUGAAACUGAAUUUAUCAUGUCAAAAAAAAAAAAAAAAAACCUUUCCAAGUGCUUUCUAUUGCUCAGAAAUGAAAGAAUGUUUUCGUUUCAAGUUUACAAGAGGCAUGGAUGGAGUUGUGACGUUCUUGACAAGCUGGGCUAACCUUUCCUGAACUCGUUUCCUGGAGGCAAGGUGCUCGGUGACCCAGCGCAUCUUAACCUUGGGUCUCCUAGGCUCAAGGCUAGGGCAUUACGUUUCAUGGAACCAAAACAGCCAGUUGCAUAGCAAGUAUUUUCCUGCAUUCCAAUUAAAUGCUUAAGAAAAAGCAGCAUCAUAUAAAAAUUGUGAUCAUAAACAUCCAUUUCCCUCAGCUUUUGUGAGUGCCUUGACUUACAGCCAACAUCACUGUUUAACUCGGUCUGUUUAAAAACAAACUUUUCUGGUGGUUGGUAACAGAGAGUUUCUCCCUGAGCCAUCAGGGUCCUGAGAGCUGGAAGUGAAAGGGUUAAUUAACAUUCUGCCUUUAUGCAGCUGUUGGCUGACUAGAAUAAACUCCCUGCUGAGUUCAAGCUUUGAAUGGAAUGGAUGCAAAUGAUGUUGUUUCCAUUAGAGCAGGUGCUCACAGCAUUCUGAUUGGCCUGAGCAGACCGAGGCUAUGGCUGUUGGAACAAGCUUAGCAUCCUGGACAUCUUGUCAAAGAACCUCACUCACCCACUAUGGCCUCUACAGCCCUCAGAGGAGAGAAAACCAGUACAGUUCUCCAACAAGCAGAGGUCUCUCCAACACGGUGGUGCUGGCAGGCUUAGGUUUAGACAAUCCUGUUAAAGGCGUUUGAAUACAUCACAUUCCUAUGCAAAUGUUUUUAAUCUCCAGUUUAAUGUAGUUUAUUUUUCCUAUAUGUAAAGUAUUUUUAUACGACUUGUAUCAUGAUAGUUUAGCAAUAAAACAGUUGGAAGCAACA